AUGCUGCAUCUCAAAGUCCAGUUUCUGGAUGACUCCCAGAAGAUCUUUGUGGUGGAUCAAAAGUCCUGCGGGAAAGGGCUCUUCAACCUCACCUGCAGCCACCUCAACCUUGUGGAGAAGGAGUACUUUGGGCUGGAGUUCCGCAGCCAGGCUGGCAACCAGGUCUGGUUGGAACCUCUCAAACCCAUAACAAAGCAAGUCAAAAAUCCUAAGGAGGUUCUUUUCAAAUUUAUGGUGAAAUUUUUCCCAGUGGACCCCGGCCACCUGAGAGAAGAGCUGACCAGGUACCUCUUCACCCUCCAGAUCAAGAAGGACCUGGCCCUGGGGCGGCUGCCCUGCAGCGACAAGAGCGCGGCGCUGCUCGUCUCCCACCUGCUGCAGUCCGAGCUAGGUGACUUCCACGAGGAGACAGACCAGCAGCACCUGGUGACACACAGGUACCUGCCCAACCAGGAGUAUCUGGACAACAAAAUCCUGCACUACCACCGCAGGCACAGCGGGAAGACGCCGGCCGAGUCGGACGUGCAGCUGCUGGACGUGGCCAGGAAGCUGGAGAUGUAUGGGAUCCGCCCCCACCCUGCCAGCGACGGCGAGGGCACGCAGAUCAACCUGGCAGUCACACACAUGGGGGUGCUGGUCCUGAGGGGCAAUACAAAGAUCAACACAUUCAACUGGUCCAAGAUCCGCAAGCUGAGUUUCAAGAGGAAGCAUUUUCUCAUCAAGCUCCACCCAAACAUCUCUGCGCUGUGCAAGGACACGCUGGAGUUCACCAUGGCCAGCCGGGAUGCCUGCAAGGCUUUCUGGAAGACCUGUGUAGAGUACCAUGCCUUCUUCAGGCUGUCUGAAGAGCCCAAGUCAAAGCCCAAAGCCCUUCUGUGCAGCAAGGGCUCCAGCUUCCGCUACAGUGGGAGGACACAGAGGCAGCUGCUGGAGCAUGGGAGGAAGGCAAAGAUGAAGAGUCUGCCCUUCGAGAGGAAGCACUACUCAUCCCGCUAUGACGAGAGGCAGUGUCGCUCCUCCCCGGACCUCCUGACUGACGUCUCCAAGCAGGUGGAGGAGCUGCGCCUAGCCUACGGCAGCCGGGGGUCCUACCACGCCAACGGGGUGCACGCCUCCGAGCCCACGCUGGACAGCCGGCGCCGCAACUCUGCCCUGGAGGUGACCUUCGCUGCCGAGCUGGAGCGCUCCAAGCCCGAAGCAGCCCUCUCCUUCCUGCCUCACUCCAAAAGCUCCUCUGCCUUCCCCCUGCUCUACGCUGAGCUGGAGCUGGAGCGGGCAUGGGAGCCGGCUGACCCCUUCAGUGCCAGGAAACCCCUCACCUCCUUCCGCCCCCACCACCAGUUCUCCGGCAACAGCAAAAGCACCUCGGUGGGCAACAUGCGGGAGGUGAGCUCCCGGCCGCUGGUGUACACAGAUGUGCCAUGCCCCCAGCCUGCAGCCGCCACGGCCCCGCAGAUCCUCUUCUACCUGGACAAGCCCCCGCAGCCCCCGUGCCAUGCGCCGGUGCCCGGCGAGGAGGACGCAGCCAGUGGGUACAGACCUGUGGCUGCGCAGCCCCUCAGGCGGAGCCCCAGCGGUGCUUGGGCCAGGGAGCUGCACCGUGAGGCGGCUGGCACGGCGGUGGGCACGGCGGCGAGCACAAGCGUGGCCCCAGCGGGGGAGAGCAGACCGCUGGCUCGCUCCUUCGAUUACGGCCUCCAGGAGCAGCCUCCCAAGCGGUCGUGGAGCCAGUCGGACAUGAAAGCCAUCCGCUUCCCCUACGGCUCCGAGUUCAGGCCCCUGGGCCCGUGCCCGGCGCUGAGCAGCCGCAGGCUUGGCCUCUUUCGGCCGGGGCUGGGGCCGCGGCGCUGCGCCGAGCGCUACGUGGGCAGCAGCACCGAGUCCAGCGACUCGGACUCUGACCUCCUGGCCGCCGACUACUGCUCGCCCUACGGCCACCGGCUCCGCUCGCCCAUGGCCCGUGUGCGCCUCUCCUCCGGCAGCCUCCAGCUGGACGAGGAAGAGGAGGAGGUGUCCUUUGCCACCGGCGCUGCUGCCCAGGAGAGGACUUCCAGGGGCACCGGCAGGUAUUUCACCUAG
Indicator indicator is the source of this 2079-nucleotide messenger RNA. RefSeq names its product FERM domain containing 7 (gene FRMD7). Gene Ontology annotation, cellular component: cytoskeleton. Gene Ontology annotation, molecular function: cytoskeletal protein binding; guanyl-nucleotide exchange factor activity. The record is from RefSeq and is a predicted model, not a curated record. The transcript has 12 exons. Bases 1 to 2079 code for a protein of 692 amino acids. Lineage: Eukaryota; Metazoa; Chordata; Aves; Piciformes; Indicatoridae.